AUGGAUACUCACAAUGCCAGGCAGAUCACACUCUUUGUUAAGCACUCAUCGGAAGGGAAGAUAGCAGUUCUCAUUGUAUAUGUGGAUGACAUCAUUCUCACGGGUGACAAUAAAGAUGAAUUGUUCAAACUCAAGACACUACUUGCCAAGGAAUUCGAAACCAAGGAUCUUGGAAACCUAAAAUAUUUCCUUGGAAUGGAAGUAACUCGAUCAAGAAAUGAAAUUUCAGUGUCACAGCGGAAAUAUGUGUUGGAACUUCUUAGGGAGACAGGCAUGCUUGGGUGUAAGCCAGCUGAGACGCCUCUAGACUCAAGUACCAAACUUGGAGCAAAGGAAGGAAGUACUCCAGUGGAAAAAGGGCGAUACCAGAGACUUGUAGGGAAGCUGAUUUAUCUCUCCCACACUAGACUAGACAUUGGGUUUGCAGUUAGUGUGGCAAAGGACAUUGAAGUGUUUGCAGAUGCCGAUUGGGCUGGAUCUAUAACUGAUCGGAGGUCUACCUCUGGUUAUUGCACAUGUGUGGGGAAACUUAGUUACUUGGCGAAUCAAUAUUCUAUUCUUAUCAUUUUGGUAUCAGAGCUCACUUUUCUGGGCAUGGCUGAAGAGGAAUUCGACUAG
Molecule: messenger RNA, 618 nt
Organism: Morus notabilis
Lineage: Eukaryota; Viridiplantae; Streptophyta; Magnoliopsida; Rosales; Moraceae
Exons: 3
Coding region: 1-618 (205 amino acids)
Source: RefSeq, a predicted model, not a curated record